Cylicocyclus nassatus is the source of this 1443-nucleotide messenger RNA. The record is from the annotation of a GenBank genome assembly. Lineage: Eukaryota; Metazoa; Nematoda; Chromadorea; Rhabditida; Strongylidae.
AUGUCACACAUGGAAGAGCUUGCAUACCUAACGGACAAGAUCGCACCAAGAGUCACAAUAACAAUACCAAUGUUGGAAGAAGACCUUGGGAAAACACUAGAAGAGAUGCAAAAUCAAGUAAAUGUCGCAAUGACUAUCAACGAAGAAUGGAAUCACCUCAAACUGGAAUGGUUCAAGUUCGCGGAUACAGAGAAAAUCGUCACGAUUUCCCGUCUAAUUCGCGCGGCGGGAGCAGCGAGAGACAGCUACCUCAAGCUGUGUACUCGCUUGAUUUUGACGGCCAAAUGGAUGGAAAAGUUCCGGCGUAUAGAACUAGAGCAGGAAAGUCGGGAAAGGGUGUGGCUAGACGACAUCCUGUGCAUGGACAUGAAAGGACAAAUGAAAAAAAUGAACAAGAUCAUAGAAAAGUUAGAAAAAGAAGAGAGAGUCGUGGUAGCAUUUCUCCAGACAAGAAACGAGGACUUCCAUAGAGCACAACGCGACCAACUAACGAUUAGUCGUCUGAAAGAACAACUCCGAGAAGCCGAGUGGGAACUCUUCUCUAUCAAGGCCAAAAGAGCAAGGCUGGAGAUGGGUACAGAGGAGGCACCUCCUAAUCCUCCUGAAACAAGUAAGAACCAGCAACUUCCAGAGAGAAAGGAAGAAUCACGAGUCCAGGAUCUCCCAAGACUUGUGGACGAUGAGGAGGAAGAGAUGGAACUAGAGGAGGAACUCAUGGUGAUUGACGAAGACGAAGUCGGGGAGGAAAACAGUGCUAGGCACAGACAGGAAGCAAUUCUGGACGAUGACGGAUACCUCGACCAGCUACUACGGGAAGCCGGAGAGACGCCCCCAAGAACUCGGCGAACCAAGUAUCCAAUCAUUAGACGAAUCCAUACUCAGAGGGAACGUCGUCAUCGAGCAAGCGGAGGAAGACAUGAAGAGAGUACAGAGUUGCAGAAUCACAUCCAAGAAUUGGAAGCCCGCAUCCAAGUAGCGCGGGAGGAAAAUCGAGCAAGGGAAGAAGAGGUCAACGAAGUAGAGAGGGCUAUCCAAGUACUCCCGCGACGCAUUCUGCUAGACGCCCCUGAAAAAAUCCCAGUGAACAUAACCUGCGCCUUCUAUGGAGACGAAAGGUACAACCUCGCUUUGGAAGAGGGAUUGUGUCAUAGAUGCCUGCUUGGACACGGCGGCCGGUGCAGAAAUCCCUUUCGUCCGUGUUACUACUGCGAGAAAGUCUCGGGGACCGUGUCGGAGGAAUAUUGUCCCAAAGACGAAGAUCAUCACAAGGCUCUAUGUCCCAUACCCAACGCGGAAAAUAAACUCCAACAACGAAUCCAGAGGAUCAUGGGCCACUAUCUCGAAGUCGAACAAGACAUAGAGAGAAUGGAAAAGCAAAGGGACGACCUCAAGAAUCAAGUAGAACAGAUUCUUCGUCAGGAUCCAGCACCACCAAGACCAUAA